Messenger RNA from Anoplopoma fimbria (sablefish), 1406 nucleotides. RefSeq names its product nudix (nucleoside diphosphate linked moiety X)-type motif 22 (gene nudt22). The record is from RefSeq and is a predicted model, not a curated record. Gene Ontology annotation, molecular function: GDP-mannose hydrolase activity. Lineage: Eukaryota; Metazoa; Chordata; Actinopteri; Perciformes; Anoplopomatidae. The transcript is spliced from 7 exons. The coding region runs from base 153 to 1391 and encodes 412 amino acids.
ACCACUCAAUGCUGCUCUUCGGGUUAACAAGCUGCACUUCUGGCCACAGCCCAGCUGGUGAUGUCACUGCAGCUGAGAACAAGGCGUACAGAGCUGCAGCCGUGCGAGUGAAGACACAAAUCAAAGGCUUCAAUGAUAAUCCACAGUGAGAGAUGACGGACUCUGAGGUCUCUGUGCUGCUGCACUGUGCAGCCUGGAGGGGCCUGCUUCAGUCUCAAGUACAAGUGGAGCUCUCCGAAAGAUUCAAAAGGCAGACGGAUCCGUCCCUGGAGCAACAAAUAGAGGAGGUGUGGACGGAGCGGGUGUCCAAGGAGCCGUGGCUUUUCAAUGGGUCCAAAUUCAGACUGCACUCUUUCUGCUCGGCCUCAUCGUCCUCUGUUUCUCCCAAACGUCCACCCAACACUCAUCCACCAACCAUGCCCCUCUUAGACUGUGCGGAGCAACAGGGAGGGGAUUUUAAACACAGUCGACAAAGGAUGGAUGAGAUUUUGUGCAUCAAUGAUUCUCUCCAUGAUGCUGUUCAGAAGAGCAGUUUGGACAAAAUAAGUAGACCUGUGAAUCAGAGAGAAAUUGUAGAUAGUGUUGGUGCAUUUUCACAAGCUUCCUCCAUUUACAGUGAAUCUAAGAUCAUCUCAGCUGAACGUCCAUCCAAAAACACAGAUGACCAGGAGACCGCUCCGCUCCUCACUCUGAGAUUAGGCCUUACCUGCUACAAAGAUUACCUGGGAACAAACUGGUCGUGUCACGUGGCAGAGCUUCGUCAGCGUGGACAGGUGCAGUUCGGGGAUCCUCUGGCUCUGCUGGCUCAGCCUCUGGGUGUGGGUGGCGUCCUGUGUACAGACGACGGUCAGGUGGUGUUGAUCAGGAGGAGUCAGAGGGUGGCGGAGGCAGGGGGGCAGCUGGACAUCCCCGGAGGUCACCCAGAGCCAAAGGUGGUGUGUGAGCGUCUGGGCCAGGCUGUGUGUGAGGAGCAGAUCAGUGUGGACAUGAUGCAGCAGAGGGCCGUCGUCAUGGAGCUGUUCUCGUCCGUGUGCGCCGAGAUCAGAGACGAGGUGAAUAUUCCUCUGAGCUCCCUCGGAGAGCCGGUCCUGAUGGGCGUCGCUCUGAAUCACACCAGCGCCGGCAGACCAAGUGCAGAGUUCUACGUCAGCUGCUCGUUGACAUCGGAUGAAGUCAGAAAGUUGUACUGGAAAGGAGGAGCGGAGGCCAGUGAGUCCACAGAUAUCAUCUUUAUAGGCAGAACGGAGUUGAUGCAGCUGGACAGGAGCAGCCCUCUGUGGUCGGAGUUGUGUCCGUCAGCUAAAGGAGCCGUGCUGCUUUAUCAGACGGUGAAGCCAGACGGCGAGCGAGGCCAGAGCAGACGACACGACGCUCAGCCGACCGCAUCAUAAAAAUACAUCCACAUA